UUUCUUUUUGGAGUUUUUUGUCUUUGUUGGUUGGUCGGUUUGCAUUGGUCGGUGAAGGGUGAAGGGUGAGGGGGGAAAGGAAGGAAGGAAGGGGGUGGAAUAACCCACUUAUUUUACUACACCUUCUACCUACUCACCUAGCUUAGAAGGUAUAGACAGUGUGUGGGCCAGUGUGGGCCAGUUGAUGACAGUUACGAUAUGAUCUCCGCUUUUCUUUUUUUUUUUGGCUUGGUUUUCUGGUACAUACACAUUCGGCCUUUCUUUGGCGGGUUGGCGGAUUGUGAUAGACGGGAGGGGAGGGUGGUGGAUGGGAGGUGGUGGAUGGGAGGUGGUGGAUUGGAAUUGGGGGAUGAUGGAGAUGGGAGGGGAUUGGUGGAGAGUACAUAUUCUCAUACACACAUAACAAACAAAUCUCUUGCUCGUUUGCUAUCAGGUGGGAAGGAGGAGGAUGAGGAGGAGGAGGAAGAAGAAGAGUUGCAAUUACGCCGCUAUGAUACAUUCCCAACCCGUCCGUCCAACCAAUCCAAAAUCAACCCAGUAAUCAUACACCCUCGCCCUACUCUUUGCUCUUGUUCUCAUCCUUCUCCCUCUCCUGCAGCAUCUUCCCCUCCCUCUCCAUCCUCUCCCACUUCUCACGCUGCCUCUCCUGGCCCUCCCUCCGCGACCUCACUCUCUCCAUAUUCUCCUUCCACUUCCUCGUCUUCUCGAGCUUCUUGGCCCACAUCUUGGGCACCGUCUGCACCUUCCGCAGCAGCGGCGGCACCUUCAACGUCUCCUCGUCCAGAUCUUUCCCCUGCUCGUCGCGUAUCGUCCCGCCGAACUUGAGCACCCGCUGCUGCACGUUGCUCAGCGCCUUCCACUCGACGAAGCGGAAGUUCGGGUCCUUCUCCGUGCGGCGGAGGAUCAGCUGCCAGCUGGAGAGUACACGAAAUUGGUGGUUAGUGCUGCG
Messenger RNA from Tricharina praecox, 949 nucleotides. RefSeq lists its product as uncharacterized. The transcript has a single exon. The coding region runs from base 199 to 825 and encodes 208 amino acids. The record is from RefSeq and is a predicted model, not a curated record. Lineage: Eukaryota; Fungi; Ascomycota; Pezizomycetes; Pezizales; Pyronemataceae.